Messenger RNA from Phragmites australis (common reed), 1825 nucleotides. Its product is annotated as probable arabinosyltransferase ARAD1. The transcript is spliced from 4 exons. The record is from RefSeq and is a predicted model, not a curated record. Bases 115 to 1416 code for a protein of 433 amino acids. Gene Ontology annotation, molecular function: glycosyltransferase activity. NCBI's taxonomy places the organism in Eukaryota, Viridiplantae, Streptophyta, Magnoliopsida, Poales, Poaceae.
CGUACCAUCUCAACCACCGCCCAGAACCGUUCAUCAGUUUUAACUGUGUUCCCAUCUCGACCACCGCGAGCAGCAGCCCAGCCGGCCAACCACCGACCCUGCGGCAGCGGCUGCAUGGGGCCGCCGAGCAGCCGCGCGAUGGCGUUGGGCGCAGCCUUCCUGCUGCUCCUCGUCGCGCUCCCCUCCGCCUUCCUCUACCUCACCUCCUCCGCCGCCCCCGCCGCCUCCCGCAGCGCCCUCCUCAACCUUAAGCCCUUCUCCGCCAAGUGCCCGCCGGCCCCGCCCCUCCGCGUCUUCAUGUACGACCUGCCCCCGCGAUUCCACGUCGCCAUGAUGAGCGCGGGCGCCGACCCGUCCCCCAAUGCGGCGACGGGGUUUUCCGCGUGGCCGCCUUCGACGGGCGGGAUCAGGCGGCAACACAGCGUGGAGUACUGGAUGAUGGCGUCGCUGCAGGACGGGUUGGGAGCAGAAGGGAGGGAGGCGGUCAGAGUGCGGGAUCCAGACGCGGCAGAGGCCUUCUUCGUGCCCUUCUUCUCCUCGCUCAGCUUCAACGUGCACGGCCGCAACAUGACCGAUCCCGAGACCGAGGCCGACCGCCUCCUUCAGGUUGAACUUAUGGACAUUCUAUGGAAGUCUAAAUAUUGGCAACGAUCCGCGGGCCGUGACCAUGUGAUUCCCAUGCAUCACCCCAACGCUUUCAGAUUCCUACGAGAUAUGGUGAAUGCAUCUAUUCUUAUAGUUGCAGACUUUGGAAGAUACACAAAGGAGUUGGCUUCCUUGAGGAAAGAUGUUGUAGCACCAUAUGUGCAUGUUGUGGAUUCCUUCCUUGAUGAUGAUCUACCUGAUCCAUUUGAGGCUCGUCCUACACUCCUUUUCUUUCGAGGGCGUACAGUCAGGAAAGAUGAAGGGAAGAUCCGGGCAAAACUCGCGAAAAUAUUAAAAGGCAAGGAUGAUGUGCGCUUUGAGAAUAGCUUUGCGACGGGCAGUGGCAUUAAAACAUCUACAGAAGGUAUGCGGUCAUCAAAGUUUUGUCUCCAUCCUGCCGGGGACACUCCUUCCUCAUGCCGCCUAUUUGAUGCCAUUGUCAGUCAUUGUGUUCCUGUGAUUGUCAGCACUCGGAUUGAGCUCCCUUUUGAAGAUGAGAUUGAUUACAGUGAAUUCUCGCUUUUCUUCUCAGUUGAAGAAGCUGUAAAGCCUGAUUACUUGCUCAACCAGCUCAGACAGAUCCCUAAAAAGAAGUGGAUUGAGAUGUGGUCGAAGCUAAAACAUGUAUCUCAUCACUUUGAAUUCCAGUAUCCCCCCAGGAAGGGUGAUGCCACGAACAUGAUAUGGAGGCAGGUGAGGCACAAACUCCCUGCAGUUAAUCUUGCCAUUCACAGGAAUAGGAGACUAAAGAUUCCAGAUUGGUGGGGAUGAUAAUUGGUGAAUAGUGUACAGAUUAUCAUAUCGACUGCUAAACUUGGAGUUCUUCAGUGCGUGAUGAAGACAUGAAGUCAUGCUGGUCAUUCCUUGUGCACCAGGUGCUCAUCUCAAGAUCCACGGAUCUGAGUCCACAACAGUUUGCUGACGGACACGACACUAUCACCCUUUUUUGGUUCAUUUUGUGACACACUAACAAAAUUUUCCCCCUGAUGUUACAAAAUAGUGGGAACAAAUAAACUUUUAGUAAUAUUACAGAGAAACCGUACCUGACAAAGAGCAUUUGUAUCUCCUUAAAGAAAAGGCAGCAGUAUUUGUUCUAGCGUAUUAAAAGUUGCAACAUAUUCAUGGUAGAUACCGUUCCUGUUGACUUCAAUAAUGGAGGUUUUUAAUCUGCUUAUUAUCA